Messenger RNA from Nerophis lumbriciformis (worm pipefish), 1221 nucleotides. Lineage: Eukaryota; Metazoa; Chordata; Actinopteri; Syngnathiformes; Syngnathidae. The record is from RefSeq and is a predicted model, not a curated record.
AUGUCCGGUCCGAUGUGGGCGAAAAGUACUCGGGGGGCGUUUUUGUUCUCAUUUGUCCGCUCGAGACGGCGAGGGAUCGACUCACUUUCUGGACUUCUUCCGGUUCCGAGGCGCCCCAUCAUCGACAUGUCCUACUCUGCGCACUUCAUUGAUUUUAAAAGGUCGUCCAUACCGAGCAGUAUGAAAAAGGUGGUCGUAAACAAGCUGAGUCCCAAUUUUCGAGAGGCCGCCUCGGUGCAAACUGUUCCGGUACCGACCCCCGCAGACGGCGACUUACUCGUCAGAAAUCGUUUUGUGGGGAUCAACGCCUCUGAUAUUAAUUAUUCAGCAGGCCGUUAUGACCCGACAGUGCAACCUCCCUUCGACGCUGGAUUCGAGGGUAUCGGCGAGGUCGUGGGCCUCGGCCUGAGUGCCAGCUCGCGCUACACUGUUGGGGACACUGUGGCCUACUUCAGCAGUGGUGCCUUUGCCGAGUACACCGUGGUUCCCGCCAAAGAAAGUGUGCCUGUCCCUUCUGUGAAGCCUGAGUUCCUCACCCUGCUGGUCAGUGGCGCAACUGCCUACAUCGCCUUGAAGCGUCUGGGUGACCUGGCCAAAGGCAAGACAGUUCUGGUCACAGCAGCCGCAGGAGGAACAGGACAGUUUGCAGUGCAGUUUGCCAAACAAGCAGGUUGUCACGUGAUCGGGACCUGCUCAUCCGACGAGAAGGCAGGUUUCCUUAAGUCCAUCGGUUGCGACAGGCCAAUUAACUACAAAGUUGAGGAUUUGGCUAAGACCCUGAAGACCGAGUAUCCAAAAGGCAUUGAUGUGGUUUAUGAAUCAGUCGGGGGCAGCACUUUAGAACUGGCCAUUAACUCUUUAGCUAAAAAAGGCCAACUGAUCAUUAUCGGUUUCAUCUCUGGCUACCAAUCUGCGUCGGGGAUCCCACAGUUCAGAGGGGCAACGGUACCCGUAAAGCUGCUACAAAAGUCGGCAAGCAUUCGAGGUUUUUUCCUUCCCCACUUUAUCAGCGACUACAGAGAGGCUUUGACUAGCAUGAUGCAGAUGUUUGCCAUGGGCAAACUGAUGUGCGAGGUGGAUUAUGGGGAUUUGGCUCAAGAGGGGAGGUUUGUUGGCCUGGAGUCAGUCUUCCGAGCUGUGGACUACAUGUAUGCAGGAAAGAACUUAGGCAAGGUUGUGGUAGAAGUGACACCUCUCUCCAAUGUUAAUAGUAAACUGUAA